Molecule: messenger RNA, 5434 nt
Organism: Bacillus rossius redtenbacheri
Lineage: Eukaryota; Metazoa; Arthropoda; Insecta; Phasmatodea; Bacillidae
Product: transcription elongation regulator 1-like
Exons: 19
Coding region: 73-3783 (1236 amino acids)
Cellular component (GO): nucleus
Molecular function (GO): RNA polymerase binding; transcription coregulator activity
Source: RefSeq, a predicted model, not a curated record
UAGCGCAGCGUGAAGGCGCUUGUGUGUACUAGUGGAAGUAGGAAUUGUAAAUUGGAAAGGCAAAACUUGAAAAUGGCGGAUUUAAGUAACCAAGAAUUAAAUUCGCCUAUGAAUUAUGGUGAUAAAGAUGACGACGAACCAUCAGAUGAAGAUGAAGAAGAAUAUUCAAGGCCUAUACUUAAGAACCGAGGAAGGGGAAACUUUAGGGGGGGCAGAGGGGGGCAUGACUUUGGACCACCGCGGGGACCACCGCCAGGACAUGGGCCUCCCCCGCCUAGGUUUCGUGGGAGAGGGUUCGGACCCAGAGGUCCGCCGUUCAGGGGCCCACCACCACCGCAUUUCGGAGGACCGAGGGGGCCGCGGUUUCGUGGGCCACCGCCGUUUGACCCGAACUGGGGUCCCAUGCCCCCGCCGGGCAUGCACCCCCACCACAUGAUGGGCCCUCCUCCACCGGGAAUGCCACCGCCCCACAUGAUGGGGCCGAUGGGCAUGCCACCCCCCGGGGGCCCGGGACCUGGCCCGGGGGGUCCAGGCCCGGGGCCGUAUGGGCCACCGCCCAUGGGCUGCCCACCUCCGCAGCAGCAGCAACAGCAGCAGCAGCAACAGCAGCAGCAGCAGCAGCAGCAGCAGCCUCCGCAGCAGCAACACCACCAGCAGCAACAGCCACCCAUGAACAAUGUGGGCAGUCCAGGCCCUCCUCCCAACAUGCCGAAUAUGAUGCCUGGACCAGGGGUGGAUCUCACGGGUGAAAUAUGGGUGGAAACGAAGACCGGCGAAGGAAAGUCUUAUUUUUACAACGCACGUACUAGAGAAACCACGUGGACUAAACCAGAUGGCCCAAAUGUGAAAAUUAUCACUCAAGAACAGGUGGAAGUGAUGGCUCAGGCGGUUGGCGUGAACCCGGGGCUCGGUCCCCCCAACUCGGGCCCGAUGCAAGGCGGACCCAUGCCUCAGGGUCCUCCAUCGCAGCCGAAGCCCGACAUGGAUGGACCGGGCGGGCCGCCACCUCACGUCCAGAUGCCAGGAGGGCCGAUGCCAAACACGAUGCAGCCGCCGCCAGGGAUGAUGCAGGGUCCACCGCCAGUCAUGCCACCACCCUUUGGUGGCCCACCCCCACAUUUUGGCGGCCCUCCUCCGUUCGGCAUGCCACCCCCGGGCUUCCAGGGCCCUGGUGCAUAUGGGGGUGGCUACGGUGGCAUGCCGCCACCGGGCCCUUCUGGUCCCUGGGGAAUGCCGCCGGGAAUGGGUGGCAUGCCCCCUCCUGGCCAGCAGCCACCACAAGCCAUAUCGGCUCCACCGAUGGUGGCGGGGAUGCCGCCAGGGAUGAUGGCUCCUCAGCCGACACCCGUACCGCCUGCUCUCAUUGAAGACACAUCACAAAUUGAUCCAGAUAUAGUGAUGAAGGCUGCAGAGUGGACAGAACACAAGGCCCCAGAUGGUCGCUCGUACUUCUACAAUGCCAAGGCUGGUGAAAGUGUUUGGGAGAAACCACAAGCUUUAAAAGACUUUGAAACGGCAAAGCUGGCUGCUGCACAAGGGGUGUCGAUGCUGCCACCCCCUGCAGCAGUGACGUCUGGAGCGCCGACCACUCCGACCACCCCUGCCGCCCAGCAGGCCCCUGGCAGCCCUACAGAGUCCUCUGACGGGGAGCCGGAGCAGGCCCAGCCGGAGUCUGCGGCCGCGGUGGCCAACGGCGACGUCGUGGCGGCAGCAGAGGCCGAGUUGCGGGAGGAGCGAGAGAAGGAGGAGAGGCAGCGGCAGGCGGAGAAAGAGGCGGAGGAGGUGGCGGCCGCUGAGGCCGCCCGCAAGAAGGAGGAGGAGGAGGAGAAAGCCCGGGAGCAGCAGAAGGCACAGGACAAGUCACGACCUGUGUCCAGCACUCCGGUUCCAGGCACACCUUGGUGUGUGGUGUGGACUGGGGAUGGACGUGUUUUCUUCUAUAACCCUUCGUCUCGUACUUCUGUGUGGGAGCGACCGGAUGAUCUGGUUGGGCGAGCUGAUGUGGACAAGAUGGUUACGACCCCUCCGGAAUCUGUCACCAUACAGAUUCAAGCUGCAGCGGCUGCAGCAGAAUCUGCUGCUAACAGUGCCAAUAGUUCUGCUGGAAAGCGAGAGAAUGAAAGCAGUGAUGAUGAACCUUCUUCCAAGAAGCUCAAGAAAGAAGAUGGAACUAAAGACGACAAGGACUCUAAGCAGGAGAAGAAGCAGAUUGACAUAGGCAAGGAGGCAGCCAUUGAAGCAGAGGUGAGGGCUGCCAGGGAGAGGGCCAUCGUGCCGUUGGAGAUCCGCAUCAAAUCUUUCCGAGAAAUGUUGGGCGAGAAGGAGGUGUCUGCCUUCAGCACCUGGGAGAAGGAGCUGCACAAGAUUGUGUUUGACCCACGGUACUUGUUGCUUACCUCCAAGGAGCGGAAGCAGGUGUUUGAGAAAUAUGUGAAGGAGCGUGCCGAAGAGGAACGCAGGGAAAAGAGGAACAAAAUGAGGGAGCGAAAAGACGAGUUCCGUCGCCUAAUGGAAGAUGCAAAUCUUCAUGGAAAGUCAUCAUUCAGCGAUUUUGCUCAAAAGCAUGGAAAAGAUGAACGCUUUAAAAACAUCGAGAAAAUGAGAGAGCGUGAAAGUCUUUUCAAUGAGUAUCUCUUGGAAGUUAGAAAACGUGAGAAAGAAGAAAAGGUUAUGCGCAGAGAACAGAUCAAGCGAGACUUCUUCGCUCUGCUGAGGGACCACCCGGAGAUCGACAGGCACGCGCGCUGGGGGGACGUGAAGAAGAGGCUGGACUCGGACUCGCGCUACAAGGCCGUGGAGUCGAGCACGGCGAGGGAGGACUGGUUCCGCGAGCACCUCAAGAUCCUCAAGGACGAGCGCAAGCGUGAGAAGGAGCGCGACAGGGAGAAGAGGGACAAGGACAAGCACGAGACCAGGGACAGGGAGCGUGACAAGGAGAAGGAGAGGGAGAAGGAGCGCAAGAAGGAGGAGUGGAAGGAGAUGGAGACAGAGGAAAAUGGAACUGAGGGAGAGCACGAGCAGCGCAACUCGGAGGACGAGCGGGAGAAGGAGCAGAAGGACAAGGACCGGCAGGCGCGCGCAGAGGCGAGCCUGCGCGAGAGGGAGAAGGAGGUGCAGCGCACCCUGGCCACACACCUGCGCGACCGCGACAAGGAGCGCGAGCAACACAAGCACGACGAGGCCGUGCAGCAUUUCAACGCGCUGCUGGCCGACUUGGUAAGGAACUCCGAGCUUGGUUGGAAGGAAGCAAAGCGCCAACUGCGCAAAGAUCAUCGCUGGGAACUGGCUGAGCUUCUGGAUCGUGAAGAAAAAGAGAAAUUCUUUAAUGAACACAUUGAACAACUGUCCAAGAAAAAGAAAGAAAAGUUCAGAGAACUUUUGGAUGAGACAGAAGGAGUGGCUUUGACUAGCUCAUGGAAGGAGAUUAAAAAGCUCAUUAAAGAAGACCCAAGAUACACAAAGUUUUCAUCCAGUGAUAGGAAAUGUGAAAGAGAAUUCAAAGAAUACAUCAAAGAUAAACUGGUUGCUGCAAAGGCAGAUUUCAGGGAAUUGCUUCAGGAGACGAAGCUGAUCGGUCACAAGACGCUGAAGUUGGUGCAAGAGAACGAACACCACAUGCAUGAGAUAGAGGAGAUCCUGAAGAAGGAUAAGCGCUACCUCAUCCUGGACUACAUGCCGGAGGAGCGUACCAAGCUCAUCAUGACUUACCUGGAGGACCUGGACAAGCGAGGGCCCCCUCCCCCACCCACUGCCUCUGAGCCAACGCGCCGCCCCGCCAAGUGAACAGAUCUGUGUACUCUGCUUUUAACAUGUCCCCAUCAAGCUCACAACUCAUUUCAAUAUCCUAAUUGUAAUUUCUAGUCAUCUAAUUAAAUAAUAUUUACUUUAGGUUUCAUUUUUGCAACUACAGCCCCCUAAUUUUUAUUAAUAAUUGUAAGGCUACCAUUGUAGCAGGAAAAUUUUUUUUUAUCUGUAGAAACAUUUUGUAUGUUGGUCUAAAAAAAUGAGUAUAAUACAUGGGUUGUUGCUGAUAUCAACCUUUAAUAAGUAUUUUUCUACAGUUUCCACCUUCUACAUUAGAACCCUGUUAUAACAUUUUCAAGGGACGUAACAAAAAAAACAUAAGCAGGAAAUAUGACUUGUCAGUGUUUGAACCUUUUACCAAUGGACUCAUCAAGCUAUGUAAAUACAGUAAAUAUAAUGUUAAGACCACUGAUGGGUGCACUCGAUGCUCAAAUUUGCUCAAACAAUUUUUCUCCUUAAUGCUUUCAGCUUCUAAUUCCUUUAUCUUUAAAGACACACUGCCCCACAUUUCUGUAAAAUUGUCUUACAAUUCAUGACUAUGAUGUUUAGAGUCGGUUUGCUUAUUUUCAAUUCUUUCGCCACUUGAAAAUGUGUAAUUUUGGAAUUCCAUCCUACGAAUGUAAUAAAUUAAACUUUUAUCAGCAAUAGAGAACACUUUUUUUGCCAUCACAAAAUGGCAAAGUACAUCUGCAAAACACUACUAGAAUGGCAAGGAAUGAAAGGAUUUUUUUUAUUCGUGACAGGGAUGCCAACACAACUGGAAACAUUAUGUACCUUUACGACGUUAGCAAGCACUUAAGUGUAGCACUAGAGUUCUGGCACACUUAAAUUUCAUUUUUGAACACAAUACUAUUUGAGCAAUCUACACCUUAGAGGUGAUUGUAAACAAAAAUGUAUGUAAAUUGAAAAGUAAACCUUUUCACAAGUAAACUUCACAGAUGGGAUAAGUGUUGGAAUAGUUAGGUUUUUAAACCUUUUUUUUACAUUAUGAAUUUCAAAAAGAUGUCAUAGCAGGAAAUCCACCAUUCGUGAAAUAUUAUGUGCAGGAAAUACAUAGGUUUUUAAGGGGAAAAUGUUAGGAGUUAAAAAAUAUGACAUUAUAAUUAAAAUAAAAAACAUUAUGAGCAGGAACAUUAUAACAGGGUUCUUCUACUGUUGUUGGUUUUACAUGGAACAUGGUGUAAUUUAUUACGCACUUUCAUAGAUUCAAAGUUAUUAUUGGCAAUGUUGGAGGGGCAUUUUGCAUUGUGUAAAGCAAUUUCCCUGUAUUAUUGUAUCUGUCAUACAUUAAUUUUUACUUUGAUGAAUGUUUUAUUUUCAGCAAUAUUUUGCAGUAUUGAUUUUGACUUUUGAGCUGUAAUUUGGAGCAUGCAGAAUAUUGCAAGUAGUAAUUGCGGAUCCUUUCGUACAUAGAUUAUUUUUUACUGUUGGCAGUUAUGUAGUUUUACAUGUGAGUGUGUUCUUUGUGGUUGAAAUAUUGUAAUGUGAGUUAUGUAUAAAAAUUGCUUGGUACAUAUUUGUAUUUGUGAUUUAGAAACUUGACAUUAUAAAUGACUUGCUGUCUUGAAUGUUUUACAUUCAUUUACAUUUUAUGUUGUUUCCAAAAAUAAAUAUAUUGUCUGAGUUAACU